GCGCAAUUGUAAGCAUUGGCAUGCUCGUCGGAGCAUACCGUGAAUCUCGUAGAAAAGUGGGGUCUGGUAUUUAUGUGCGAGUUCUGUAUUAUUGUUGUUUAGUCAGUAUUUAAUAGCUUGCCGUGCGGUUGGCAGCGAAAAAGAAGGAUAAAGAUCAAAGAUCUCGCAAUUGACCCUGGUACAUACGUCCAUCCAUCCCCGGCCGAAAUGAACAACGCCGCCCCUGUCAAAGUGAACCCAGAUUUAUUGCGGGAAAGACAAAAAUGCACGUUCAACAAUUUGGAGCUGACCCAUUUACUUGACGGAGGAGCAGACAAGACUGCUGAACGCAGAGAAAGAGAGGAGUUCUUCUUGAAUGACCCUGAAUUCAAAUCGAAGACGCCGGUGGAGUACCUGAGUCACAAAGAAAAGUACGAAGAGUCUGUACGCAGGGCGUGCUUGGUUCUUAAGAAGGUUCAACAGUUGCAGGAUCAGGGAAAAGGUGGAAUUGAUAAUUACAGACAAGUUAUUGGGGCCCAGUUGGGAUCCGCGCUUUUGCAAGAUGGCAACCCUAUUGCGUUGCAUUACAUCAUGUUCAUACCUACCCUUAUGGGUCAAGGCACCAUCGAUCAACAGGCCGAGUGGAUCCAGAGAGCCUGGAAUUUGGAAAUUAUCGGCACUUACGCUCAGACCGAGCUAGGACAUGGAACGUUUAUCAGAGGUCUUGAAACAACGGCCACUUAUGAUGCGAAAACUCAAGAGUUUGUUUUGCAUAGUCCUACUCUGACCUCCUACAAAUGGUGGCCGGGUGGUUUGGGACACUCUUCAAAUUACGCCGUUGUUAUGGCGCAAUUAUACACUCAAGAGAAAUGUCGUGGUAUGCACGCUUUCAUUGUCCAACUCAGGGACGAAGAGACUAAUAUGCCUUUACCUGGAAUUAAAAUCGGUGAAAUCGGCUGCAAACUUGGCAUGAACGCUACAAACAAUGGUUUCCUAGGUUUCGAAAAAGUUCGCAUUCCAAGAAAUCAUCUGUUGAUGAAGAACAGCAAAGUUCUUGAAGACGGUACCUACGUCAAAGCACCUAGUAGCAAAUUGGCUUACGGUACUAUGAUCUUCGUGCGUGUAGUCAUUGUAGAAGACGCUGCUUUCUUCUUGAGAAAAGCUGUGACUAUUGCUACUCGCUACAGCGCUGUCAGGCAUCAAUGCCAACUUAAGGCUGGAGAACCGGAAACGCAAAUUAUGGAUUACAUUACUCAACAGUAUAAGCUCUUCCCUAAUAUCGCAACUUUCUUCGCUUACUCAUAUGUCGCUAAGUGGUUAUGGGAGUAUUACAACAACGUUACCGGAGAAUUGGAAGCUGGUAUAUUAGACCGUUUACCAGAACUGCACGCUAUUGCCUGCUGCUUGAAGGCCGUCGCUUCAGCUGAUGCUGCAGCUGGAGUGGAAACCUGCCGUUUGGCUUGCGGUGGACACGGCUACAUGACAUCCUCCAGUUUACCAACUACUUACGGUUUGGUAACGGCCAUGUGUACUUACGAAGGAGAAAACACCGUGCUUUUACUGCAAACUGCUAGAUUCUUAAUGAAGAGUUGUCAAAGCGUGAUGGAAGGAAAAUCUAUGACACCAACAAUCAAAUAUCUAGAAACUUAUCAAACUGCCAAUAUUAAGCCUUUCGAAAAGAACAUCGAAUGGAUUAUUAGUGCAUUGAAGAAGAUGGCUGCUAGUAAGAUCCAAACAACCUUUAACCACAUGAGCAGUCGUGCGGAGAAAGGCAUGGCUCCAGAAGAUGCUUGGAACGAGACCAGUAUUGAGCUCGUCGGUGCUGCCGAAUCCCAUUGCAGAGUGAACGUGGUGGAAAUCUACUACAACAUGAUGUUGCAAAUUAAGAAUACUGUUUCCGAGGAGUUACGCGUCGUUUUAUUCCAAUUAGUCAAUUUGUAUGCGGUGCACAUUGCCUUGAGGUACACAGGCGAUUUACUCAGGUACACCAAUACUUUGGGCAAAGACAUCGAAGAGCUUCAAUCCUGGCUUGAAGAAUUGUUAGCCGCCAUCCGCCCGAACGCUGUCGGUAUUGUAGACAGUUUCGAUAUCAGGGAUGAAAUCCUCAUGUCUACACUGGGUUCCUAUGAUGGCAAUGUCUACGAAAGGCUCUUCGAGGAAGCUUCCAAGAGUCCAUUGAACGCAGAACCAGUCAACAAGUCGUUCCGUCAAUACCUACAACCUUUAUUGAAAUCGAACAUGUAGAGUCAUAUAAAAUAGAGGGAACGCAUGGUAUUAUUUCGAUUAGUUUAGAUUACUUGUUAUGUACAGUAUCGUCGAUAUUUUAUUAUUUAAUUUUUGUUAAUUAAAAUAGUAAAAAUAAAAACAAAGAGUUUACUUGUAAUUAAUUAAACAGAUGAAUAGCCGCCAUUUUGAAAGAA
Messenger RNA from Nicrophorus vespilloides, 2399 nucleotides. It is a transcript of the gene ACOX1, whose product is annotated as probable peroxisomal acyl-coenzyme A oxidase 1. The coding region runs from base 208 to 2223 and encodes 671 amino acids. The record is from RefSeq and is a predicted model, not a curated record. NCBI's taxonomy places the organism in Eukaryota, Metazoa, Arthropoda, Insecta, Coleoptera, Silphidae. Gene Ontology annotation, biological process: fatty acid beta-oxidation using acyl-CoA oxidase; lipid homeostasis. The transcript has 7 exons. Gene Ontology annotation, cellular component: peroxisome. Gene Ontology annotation, molecular function: fatty acid binding; FAD binding; acyl-CoA oxidase activity.